AUGGCAAUGGCUACAACCAGUAGAUGGAGCAUUGUGCGCAGCAUUGAGAAAAUUGUAGAGAUUGAUGCUCAUAUAGGUUGUGCCAUGAGUGGGUUAAUUGCUGAUGCAAAUUUGAUUGAUAAAGCCAGAGUGGAGACACAGAACCACUGGUUCACCUACAAUGAGCCGAUCAUGGAGAGUGUGACCCAGGCUAUUUCCAACCUGGCUUUGCAGUUUGGGGAAGAGGAUGCAGAUCCUGGUGCCAUGUCUCAUCCAUUUGGAGUCGCACUAUUGUUUGGAGGAGUUGAUGAAAAAGGACCACAGCUGUUUCAUAUGGACCCUUCAGGAACCUUUGUACAGUGUGAUGCUCCAGCAAUUGGCUCUGCUUCAGAAGGUGCCCAGAGCUUCUUGCAGGGAGUUUAUCAACAGGCUAUGACCCUGAAAGAAGCAAUCAAGUUAUCACUCAUAAUUCUCAAGCAAGUGAUGGAGGAAAAGCUUAAUGCAACUAACAUAAAGCUGGCCACAGUGGAACCUGGCCUGAAAUUCCAUAUAUUCACAAAGGAGGAGCUUGGAGAGGUUAUCAAGGAUAUUUGA
Molecule: messenger RNA, 573 nt
Organism: Dromiciops gliroides (monito del monte)
Lineage: Eukaryota; Metazoa; Chordata; Mammalia; Microbiotheria; Microbiotheriidae
Product: proteasome subunit alpha type-5-like
Cellular component (GO): nucleus; proteasome core complex; proteasome core complex, alpha-subunit complex
Source: RefSeq, a predicted model, not a curated record